Messenger RNA from Closterium sp. Yama58-4, 9480 nucleotides. The record is from the annotation of a GenBank genome assembly. NCBI's taxonomy places the organism in Eukaryota, Viridiplantae, Streptophyta, Zygnematophyceae, Desmidiales, Closteriaceae.
AUGGCGGCGGAAGAUGCAUGUCCCGUGCCAGCCGCCGCGUCUAGCGGCGCCGCAUCCGCGCCCCCAUCAGCAUGUCCGGACACUUUGGGGGAGCCAGCAGGCGCUCGUGCGCCGUAUGAAUGCGGCGUCCGCCUAAGCGCGCCGAGCAGCAUGGCGGCGCAGCAGGGGGGGCGCGAGGCGGGGGGGAACGAGGAGGCAGUGACGGCGGGGUCGGUGCACCGUGCGAUCGUGCGACAUGCGCACUGUUCGCUCGCGUGCGGCGAUCGCGACAACCUGUCGCCGGGCGACGUUUACCGCGCGGCUGCGAUGAGCGUGCGAGACCACCUGAUUGCGCGGAUGGAUGCGACGGAGCGCGCGUACGAAGACGCGGGCUGCAAGCGGGUGUACUACCUAUCAAUGGAGUACCUUAUAGGGAGGAUGCUGCAACUCGCCGUCACCUGCCUCGGCCUCGAUGAGCAGUACAGCGCAGCGCUGCAGCAGCUGGGUGUGUCGAUGGAGGAGGCAGCAGAGGAGGAGCGCGACCCCGCGCUGGGCAAUGGCGGGCUGGGCCGUCUUGCUGCCUGCUUCCUCGACUCGCUCACCACUCUCAACCUCCCCGCCUGGGGGUACGGGGUGCGGUACCGCUACGGCAUGUUUGAGCAGCGCGUGGCGGCGCUGAGGCAGCAGGAGGCGCCAGACGCGUGGCUGCAUCCCUGGGGGUGCCCCUGGGAGAUCCCCCGCCCCCACGUGCGCCACCCCGUGCGCUUCUUUGGCCACGUGGCGGUGCGUGUGGAGGGCACGCGCACGCGGUACCGCUGGGAGGGGGGGGAACAGGUGGAGGCGGUGGCGAGCGACAUCCCCGUGCCGGGCUUUAAGACCGGCAACGUCAACCGCCUCCGCCUCUGGCGCUGCGAGCCACUCUCAGGCGGCUUCGACUUGUCGUUAUUCAACGCGGGGCGGCACGUGGAGGCAGUGGGCGGGGCGGCAAGAGCGGAGGCGAUCAGUGCAGUGCUGUACCCCGAGGACAGCAGCGAGGCGGGCCGCCAGCUGCGGCUGCAGCAGGAAUACUUCUUUGUCUCCGCCACGCUGCAGGACAUUAUAGCACGGCACGUGGCAUCAGGCCGGCCAGUGUCAUCCCUGCCAGAGGCAGCAGCGGUGCAGCUGAACGACACGCACCCAGCGCUGGCAGUGCCCGAGGCCAUGCGGCUGCUGCUGGACGAGCACGGGCUGGAGUGGGGCGAUGCCUGGCGCGCCACCGUGGCGCUGCUUGCCUUCACCAACCACACCGUGCUGCCCGAGGCGCUGGAACGCUGGCCCGUGCCGCUGCUGCAAGCCGUGCUGCCCCGCGUCAUGGACCUUAUAUUUGAAAUCAACCACCGCCACCUGCAGGAGGUGGAGGCGAGGUGCAUGGGGGAGGGGCAGCGCAUGGCACGGCUGUCAAUCAUCGAGGAGAGCCACCCCAAGAUGGUGCGCAUGGCCGUGCUGGCAGCCGUUGGAUCGCACGCCAUCAACGGUGUAGCGGAGCUGCACUCCACGCUGCUGCGCACGCAGCUCUUCCCGGACUUUGUCGACCUCUUCCCAACCCGCUUCCACAACAAGACAAACGGCGUCACCCCGCGCCGCUGGCUGCUGCUCACCAACCCGCGGCUCUCACAGGUGAUCACCAAGUGGCUGGGCUCGGACGAGUGGGUGCGGGAUCUGUCGCUCAUCCAGGGCCUGAGGGCGCACGCCAGCUCCCCUGCACUGCACGCCGACUGGACCGCUGCCAAGGCCGCCAACAAGGAGCGACUCGCGCUGUACAUCCGCAACACAUGUGGCGUGCAGGUGGAGAGUGGUGCGCUGUUUGACUGCCAUGCGAAGCGCAUCCACGAGUACAAGCGGCAGCUGCUCAACAUCCUGGGGGUCAUUCACCGCUACAACAGCAUCAAGUGCAGCAGCUUUGAGGAGCGCGCGCGCAUGGUGCCGCGGGUGGUGGUCAUCGCAGGCAAGGCGGCUCCGGGGUACUUCCGGGCCAAAUGCGUCAUCCACCUCAUCAAUGCGGUGGCGCAGCGGGUGAACAGCGAUCCCGACAUCAGCGGGCUGCUCAAAGUCGUCUUCCUGCCCAACUACAGCGUCUCCCUCGCCCAGUUGAUAGUGCCAGCGAGCGACAUAUCGCAGCACAUAUCAACGGCGGGCAUGGAAGCCUCAGGCACGAGCAACAUGAAGUUUGCGCUCAACGGGGGGCUGCUGCUGGGCACCAUGGAUGGCGCCACCAUAGAGAUCGCCAACGCCAUCGGGCGCGAGAAUGUGUUUGUGUUUGGCGCCCUGGCCCACGAGACCCACUCGCUGCGCCACUCCCUGCGCUUCCGCCAACCCAUCCACGACGACCGCCUCGUUCAGGUGGUGCGCACAAUAGAGGCGGGGGUGUUUGGGCCGGCGGACGACUUUCGGCCGCUGCUGGAGUCACUGGGCGGCGGCAAUGAUUACUUCCUGCUCUCCCACGACUGGCCCUCCUACCUCGACGCCCAGCACUCAGUGGACACGCUCUUUCUCAACCCCACAGAGUGGUGCCGCCGCUCCAUUAUAGCAGCAUCGAUGAUGGGCAGAUUCAGCAGUGACCGAACCAUUGCCGAAUACGCGCGUGACAUCUGGCACCUCCAGCCUGUUAUCGUGCCAGAGUCCGCUCCCACCUCUCCGUCCAAGCCGCCGCCCUUCGCGAGGCGAGCAGGCAGCGCCGAUGCCGGCUCAAUAGCGUCGGACGCGGGCAGCGCUUACGCUGAGAGCUCCGCGUCGGGCGACGACGAAGGGAACGCGGGGUGGAGCAUGGCGGGCGAGGAGGGCAAGUCGAACGACGCGUUCCACGUCAUCCACAAGGUCCCCGUCGGCGACUCGCCAUAUGUCCGCGCGAAACACGUCCAGCUGGUGGACAAGGACCCGGUGCGCGCGAUCGCGCUGUUCUGGUCGGCGAUCAACGCGGGCGACCGCGUGGACAGCGCGCUCAAGGAUAUGGCUAUCGUCAUGAAGCAGCAGAACCGCCCCGAGGAGGCCAUCGAGGCUAUCCGCUCGCUGCGCCACAAGUGCUCCGAAGUCGCGCAGGAGUCGCUCGACAACGUGCUGCUGGACCUCUUCAAGCGCUGCGGGCGCCUCGACGACCAGGUGGCGCUGCUCAAGCACAAGCUCGACAUGAUCCGCCAGGGCGUCGCGUUCAACGGCAAGCGCACCAAGACGGCGCGGUCCCAGGGGAAGAAAUUCCAGGUGUCGAUCGAGCAGGAGGCGACGCGGCUGUUGGGAAAUCUGGGAUGGGCGUACAUGCAGCAGGGGAACUAUGUCGCGGCGGAGUCGGUGUAUCGGAAGGCGCUGCGCGUGGAGGCGGAUAGCAACAAGGUGUGCAACCUCGGCAUCUGCCUCAUGAAGCAGUCCCGCAUCGUCGAGGCGCGCGCGCUGCUUGAGUCCGUGUCGCCCAACAGCGACCCGCGCUGGGGGUCCGAGUCGCACAUUAAGUCGUACGAACGCGCGCAGAGCAUGCUGUUGGAGCUCGAGGCAUCAGCGGCGGCCGAAGCGACCAAGGAUGGCGCAGCUGCGAGCGCGAGCACCAGCGGCGGGGAGGACGGUAGCGCCGCCGGGCAGACAGCGGACGCCGGCGGUAAAUCCCCCUCCGCGUCCUCCGCCGGCGCUGCGCCGUCCUCCGCGGCGCCCAGCAGCGACGGAGUCUCGUCUGACAAGCACCCGCAAGUCAAACCCGCCGCUUCCGUUUCCGCAUUCCACGGGCCCCCUGGCGCUGCUCGUGGCAUGGGUGGCAUGGGCAUGGCGCGCAGCUCGUUCCAGCGACACUCGUCGUACUUGUGCGAGUUCCUUGGCGCGCCCGACAUGUGGGACUCCCUUUUGGCUGACAACACCGCCGCUGGGGGGAACGCAACUGCGGAAGGAGCGCCAGCAGCUCCGCAAGGCGCCGCAGGCGGUAUUUCGGGGAUGGCGGGCAUGCAGUCGCGGGGUCCGCCGGAUGCUCCGCUGCCGCAGCAGCAGCAGCAGCGACAGCUGCAGGCGCCAAUGCAGUGCAUGCGGAGGCCGCCAUCGACCGGCGCAAUGGCGCGGACGGUGAGCAUGGGCGCGGGGUGCGGCAACCCGCUUGCGCGUUCCAUGAGCUUCGGCGGGGCGGAUGCGCGCGGAGGGCUGUCGUGCCUCAAGCCCACCGCGCCCGAGUUCAUGCCGGGGUCGUUUGGCCCGAUUCCUCCCCCCGGCCACGGCUCCGCUCCGCCUUUCAUGCACGGCGCGCCGCCCCCACCCCCCCCUGGCGACGGUCGGCGCACGCUCACCGCGUCCCGCUCGCUCCCCCCGCUGCAGAUUCCCACGGCGGGAUUCGCGCUGGCGGCGGCGUCGCCGUCGCUGGUGUCGCCGCUGGGGCCCAUGUCGAGCGGCUCGCUCUCGUGCACCUCUAGCUUCGGCGCGGCGUCGUGGGAUGACGGAGUGAUGAUGUCAGCGUUCGAGAGUGACGACGACGUGCUUUGCGAAAUGCCCAACGAUAGUUACCAGCCGUCUGCUGCGGCUAUCUCCGUUGCUGCGGGGGUCUGGGCAUCGCAGAAGGUGCCCACUUCGGCGCACCUCGCUGCCGCACUGCGCAAGGGCGGCGGAUUCCCCGCGCCUGGGCAGCGCGCGCUUUUCAGGGGCUCCGAGAACGUUCCGCAGUACAUGGCGGGGGUCGCCCCCAUCGGCGCAGGCGGGCCUGGAGCGCGGAGGCCGCUGGUGUUUGGGUGCGAGAACCCCGCGCCAAUGGCGGCGAAGGCGCAGAUGGUGGCGGGCGGGCUGAUGGGCGGAAGCAACAUGGGCAUGCAGAUGGGCGCGGAGAUGGGCGGCGGCAUGGGCAUGACGACGGUGAUGGGCGAGCGCACUAACCUGGAGCCCCCCGCGCAGUUCAUAGGCGCAUGGGGGGCUGUGGCGCAGGGGAAGGGCGCAUGGGGACCUGCAUGGGGAGCGCCCGGAGAGGGGGCAAGCAUGGGUGAGGGGGAGAAGGUGAAAGAUCAGCAGCAGCAAUCUGUGGCGGGGGCAGAGUUGGGGGGAUCGGGAAUGAAGAGAAACAGAGUGCCGACCCCAGUGAAGGCUGCUGCUCCCAAGGGCGAGAGAGGGGGCGAGGCGGAGGGCGGAGACGGGAGUGCAGCGCAGGAGGGCGGGCCGGUGGUGCCGAGGGCGCUGUGGGAGAUGCUGGGGUUUACAGGCAGCCCCGACAAGCUGCUGCUGGAGGAACUCAAGGGCACUGAUAGCGCCAAGAAACUGCUCGCCUCCGCUGGGUCUGCUGACACGCAGCAGGGCAGCGAGCGGCGUGCACUGUUUGCUGACAAUACUGAUACUGGCUUGGCUUCCGUGGUAGGGGGUGGUGGUGCUGCCACCGCUCUGACCAGCCCCACUGCAGGCAGCUCCCACGUGGAGGUCAAGAGGCCCCGCCGCCUCCGCAUCUUCCAGGAAAUGACAUACACGUUCCUGGGCGUGCUGGUCGCGGAGGGCAGCGAGGACGCGCGGGAGAUGAUGGAGGAGCUGCUGUGCCUUUUCGCGCAGUACAGCGAGGCGCGCAGCAAGGCCGUGCGGGUCAACGUCACCAGAGUGCUCUCGGAGGUGCUCAAUUCGUUGCCUGCCAGCUUCAGCCUGUCAGCCGACGCCAUCGUGAUCAUCCGCGAGUUCCUGCACGCGCGAAUGGACGACCGCAUCGCCGCCAUCCGCGCGUGGGCCGCCAGGGCGCUCAAGCGCAUGGUGACGUUCGAGGAGGACGGCGGAGUGGACGUGGACACGACCAUCGGGUUAUUCCGAGAGAAGAUGAAGACCGAGUCGAGCUCCGUAAGCUUCGUCGCUUUCGAGGUGCGCGAGGCGAUGGUGUGGUCGCUGCCGGAGUCCACGAGCACCAUUCCCGACAUUCUCGAGCGCACGGCGGACGUCAGCGAGCGGGUCAGAGCCGCCGCGUACAAGUCCUUCGCCGAGAGGUUCUUCCCCAUCGAAAGCUUCAGCAUCCGGCAGCGAGUGCAGCUGCUGUCGCAAGGCCUGGGCGACCGGUCGUCGACGGUGCGGUCGGCGUGCGUGGAGCUGCUGUGUCGCGCGUGGCUGUCGCGCGACUGCGAGGGCGACCUGGUGCGACUGCUGCGACAUGUGGACGUGGAGAGCCACGAGGCAGUGGCGGAAACAGCGGUGCGGGAGAUCCUGCAGGCGCACAGCGCGGGGUGCGGCGACAUGGAGCUGGUCGUGCCUGAAGGGGGGCUGCGUGCCGCUGUCAAGCAAUCCAGCAGCGAGUCUCACGUUUCUUCCCAUCUCGUGGUUCGUGCAGGAGGGUCGGAGGCGACACCAGCAUCGGCGCUGCUUACGGCGGAGGAGGCGCUCUUCUGGCGCAUGCUGUGCCUGCACCUCGCCGCGCAGGCCAAUGAGAACGGAUCGAAUGCCGCGGUAUCAGCUGGCGCAGCAGCGGUGGAGGCGGCGGAGGCGGCGAGCGACCUGAACGCGCAGCUGGAGGCCCUGCUGCCAGCCACGGCGCAGGACUACCUGACGCUGCUGGAGACGCACAUGCAAGCAGGGUCCGAGGGUCGGUUCGCAGCGCGGCAGCUGAUGCAGCUGGCGGCCGUGCUGGACUUCACCGACGCCACCAUCCGCGCGCACGCCGCCGCGCUCGUGCACCGCCACCUCGUCGGCGCGCAGUCGGCGCGCGAAGGGGCGGGGGAGGUGAGCGCCGAGGCGGAGGACGAGUGGGAGGAGGGCGUGGCAGCCGGCAGGUGGGGCGAGGCUCUGCUGGGGCUGGCGCAGCGCGUGCACGCCUCGGAUGCUGACGUGCUCGCCGCUCUCGUCGACGCCCUGGCUGACGUCAGCAAGCCGUUGAUGGCGGGCGUGGCGGGUGUGGAUGGUGUGAGCGAGGGGCUGUGGCUGCGAUGCGUGGCGGCGAUGCGCAUGGUGUUGCGCCUGUGCUGCAAGUCGGCAGGGGGCGGCGCGUUCAGGGCGUGGAGGAAUCUUCGCGUGGAGCCGCAGGAGGCGCUGAACUGCAUUCUCGUCCCCGCGGUACGCCAGCGCGCUGCCCUCACUGCCUCUCCCCGCUUGCUCUCAACAGGCCGGUUUGUGCGCAUUUGCUCCACUGCGCCCGCGUCACAUCCCUCGCCUCUGGUACGCGCGGAGGCCGUCGCCGCGCUGCACGCAUUCGCCAUGCUCCACGCACCGUCCGCGCGCGCACACCUGCCUCUGCUCCACGCCGCCGCGCGCGACUCCGCGCACCCCGGCGUGCAGAUGGCGGCCGUGCGCGCCCUCGCGGACCUGCUGCUCUGGCACCGCCCCGCCGCGCUGCUGCCCGACAUCUCUGCGCCCGCCGUCAGCGACGACGGCGAGGGGAGUGCGGUGAGCGGGUGCAGUGCGGGGGAAGAGUCGCAGCGCGCAGGAGGGGCGCGCGGGGGAGGGGGGCCGGAGGUGGCGGAGGGGAGCGUGGACGUGCUGGUGGGGCUGGUGCCGCUGGAGGGCGGGCAGGUGGACAUUGAGGCGGUGAGGGAGGACGUGCAGCGCGCAGGGCGACACGCGGAGGGGGAGGACGAGGGGGAAGCGGAGGGCGUGGUGGGCGUGCUGCCUUUCGCCCAUCAUCCACCUCCCCCUCCUCUCGCUCGUACCUCACAGGACGCGGCAAAUGCUAGCGGAGCUGUUCAACCGCGCGGCCGUGCUGCCAGCCUGCAAGGUACGCCACCCACCCCAUCCUACCAACCAGCUUCUGCCUUUUCUGGUAGCCUCGCUUCCUUUGAAAGUCUGUCACCUUGGCACCUCACUCCUCCCCAACCACACUUCCCUGUUCGCUCAAUCUCCCCGAAUCCCUCCCUCUCCCCGAAUCCUUCCCUGUCAUCUUGUGCAGGUGGCAGCGUCGCGUCUGCUGCUGCCAGUGCUGCGGCAGCUGUGGCCGCGCAAGGCGGCAGCAGCAGCGAGGCAGCCCGCACGGGCGAGAGCAGCAGUGUGCAGCUGCCGGCGGUGGGCUUUGAGUCUCUGGCUCUCGACCUUGCUGCUGAGGUGCUAUCCUCCCCACUGGCCACAGCGGGCAGUGCGAGUGGGAGGGCGUACAGCGCUCAUCUGGUGCAGCUGCUGGUGGAGGUGCCGCUCAGAGCCUCGGAGCAGGACGACGUCAAAUGCCUGCGCUCGCUGCUCCCCAUGGUGGCGGAGGCAGUGCAGGGGCAGCGCGGGGCACAGCGGCAGGUGGAGCGGAUGGCAGCGCGGCUGAGGGCGCUGGACGCCACCCCGGAUGAAGAGCUGCCUCUGGAGCGCCUGGAGCAGCUGCUGCAGCGCGUGGAUGGCGAUGCAGCAAGUGGGUCAGAGGCAGCGGGCAGUGGUGCAUCUGCCAUGGAGGGAGGCAGUCCGCCAGGCAGGAGGCGACGAGGCAAGCCCCCAGCCACGCCAACACGCCUCUCUCCUUGCUUGCCUGUUUUCUCCAUCUCCCCCAUGCCUCCCGCCCGUGCCUGCACAGCGCCAGCCUGCCGCACCUCCCCCUUCUGCAGCCCCGACCCUGCCACACCAGUGCAGCGCCCUGCGCGCCCCUUGCGGCAAUGCAAGGCAGUGACCAACAGCCGCCUCAAGCAGCAGCUGGGGGGGCACAGCAGCGCCGGCAGACCUGCGGUGGGCGAGGCAGCAGGUGGGGAGAGUGAGGCAGUGGAUGCAGGUGAGGGGUUGGAGCAAGUGGGUAGGGAGGGGCAGAGCACGGCAGCAGAUGUGCCCCCUGAGGCUCACAGCAGUGGGAGUGAGGAGGAGAGCGAGAGGAGUGAGAGUGAGGAGUAUGGGAGUGGAAGUGAAAGUGGGAGUGAGGAGGAGUACAGGGCGUCAGUGGGCAGGCAGACGAGGGGCGCGCGUGCACAGGAGCAGACCAGUGGGCCACGGCGAGUGGCGUCCGUGAUAGCUGCUGUGAGGAGGAGCAGCAGCAGCAGCAGCAGCAGUGGUGGUGGUGGUGGUGGUGCUGCUGCUGGCAGGGACGCGCCCAUCUCUAUCUCCACCGACUCUGACUCACAAGACGUGGUCGAGGUGCUGUCGGGAGGGGUGGCAGGAGCGCAGAGCAAGCGGGUACAGCCCAAGGAGGAGGCAGAGAGCAUCUCGGGGGAGGUGGAAGAGGUGUUGGAGGAUGAGAGUGUGUGCAUGGCAGCAGGGCUCCAUGCUGACAGUCCCGGCGUGGGCCGCACAGCACCAAGGGAUGACGCCUCCCCUGCAGCACGAGGGCCAGAGGGCUCCCCUGCGGCGUCAGUGGGCAGUGACGCCACGUCCUUUGCGUCGGCGCUGAGUGACGACCUCCUCCAGCCCUCGCCCUCCCCCUUGCCUGCUGCCAUGCCCGCCAGGCGUGCCGGCGCCAGACAGAGGCGCUUCGUGCUUGAUGAUGGCAGGGGAAGGCGGGCAAGGGUGGUGAAGUGGCAGUGGGAGCGGAGAGGCGGCAACCUCUGGCACGCCGCACUGCCCAGUGAUGCGCUGCAGCAGGUUCAUAGUGAGGAGGAGCAGACGGACACAUUGUGUUCUUCCACUGCUCCACUGAUCACUGCUCGGCCUGCUUAA